Apis cerana (Asiatic honeybee) is the source of this 2470-nucleotide messenger RNA. It is a transcript of the gene NUCB1, whose product is annotated as Nucleobindin 1. The record is from RefSeq and is a predicted model, not a curated record. NCBI's taxonomy places the organism in Eukaryota, Metazoa, Arthropoda, Insecta, Hymenoptera, Apidae. Gene Ontology annotation, molecular function: calcium ion binding. Gene Ontology annotation, cellular component: endoplasmic reticulum-Golgi intermediate compartment; extracellular exosome.
AUAUAUCACUGUAUUUUCUUUAUUUACUGGUUCAUAUCUAUUAGAUUUUCUAAUAGUUGAUAUUUCUAUUUUAUAUAUCAUACGUUAAAUAUACAAUAUAAAACGCGUUCUUUCUUUUAUCAAUUAAUAUUAUCACAUAUAAUUAUAUUAUUACGGUUACUUGUACGAGAAAAUCCAAAGAUUGUUCAUUGAUUAACUUUUAAGUCAGAAUAUUUAUAAUCAGUGAAAAUUUAUAAGUGUAUUUGUACUUUUAUUAAAGAAAAAAAAAGAAAGAUAAAAAGAAAAAGAAAAAAUAACGGUAAACAAGAUAUUGAAAAGAAUUCUUUAUAUAUAUAUUUUUACAUGUGAUUUCAUUUAAUUAAUUUGAUUUUAAAUACAAAUAUUAGCAAGUUUAUUUUAUUAUUAUUAUUAUUAUAAUAUUUGAGUUUUUUUUAUCAAAUUAUUGUUUCUUUUUUUACGAAAAAUGUAAAUAAAGUAAAUACAGUGUAUUUUUAAGUAAUUUUAAUACUUAAAUCGCCUAGUCAAUUGUUAUAAUAUUAAAUUCUCAUUUGAUAGAAUAAUUGCAACAUAUAAUCAAAUUAGCAUAUUUUCCGGAAACAUGCAAUAUUUCUUAUUAUUUCUUCUAAUAAGUGUGACAAUCCAUUGGUCAGUUGCACCACCUGUUAAUCAAAAAAAAGAUAAGGAUCAUGAUAAAAAUGAUGAAGUUGAAGAUGUGGAAGAAGUGGUAGAUAUGGAGUACCGUAGGUACCUAAUGGAAGUUGUUCAAGCAUUAGAAAGUGAUCCUGAAUUUCAAGCAAAAUUGGAAAAUGCAUUGGAUUCAGAUAUACGUACAGGGAAAAUAGCUGAAGAAUUACAGUUUGUAAAUCGUAAUGUUAGAACAAGAUUGGAUGAAAUAAAAAGAGAAGAAUUAGAAAGAUUAAGACAUCUUGCAACCAAAGAAAAUGAAUUGAAGAAUGGUUUAGAUGUUGAUCAUUUAAAAAUACCUGAACAUUUAGAUCAUACUAAUACACGUACAUUUGAAAUUCAAGAUCUAAAAAAAUUAAUUGCUAAGACUACUAAAGAUUUAGCAAAAGCUGAUAGAAAAAGACGAGAGGAAUUUAAACGGCAUGAAAUGGAAAAGCAGUAUAAAGAAAGAGAAAAAUUAAAACAAAUGAACGAUGCAGAGAAAAAGAAGUAUGAAGAAGAAUUGCAAACAAUGAAAGAAAAGCAAAAAAAACAUGAACCUGUACAUCAUCCAGGAAGUAAACAACAAUUAGAGGAAGUAUGGGAAAAACAAGAUCAUAUGGAGAAUGAAGAAUUUAAUCCUAGAACAUUUUUUUUUUUCCAUGAUGUUGAUGGUAAUGGAGUAUGGGAUCAAGAUGAAGUUAAAGCUUUAUUUUUGAAAGAAUUGGAUAAACUUUAUGCUCAAGGAGCACCACAAGAUGAUUUUUUAAAACGAGCCGAAGAAAUGGAAAGAAUGAGAGAACAUGUAUUUAAUGAAGCUGAUCUCAAUAAAGAUGGUCUUAUUAGUUAUGAAGAAUUCUUGGAACAAACAAAAAAACCAGAUUUUCAACAAGAUGAAGGAUGGUUAGGAUUAGAUGAACAACAAAUUUAUACUCAAGAAGAAUUUGAAGCUUUUGAAAGACACAAGCAAGAAGAGAUGCAAAAAAUGAUUGCUAAAGGAAUGCUACCACCACACCCAGGUAGUAUACCGGCACAAUCCGAGCCGUUUCCAUCACAAUAUGGACAUGCACCAGUUGCACCUGGAUUAGUUCCACCUCAAGUAGAUUCAAAUCAAAAUGUUCUACAUCAGCAACAAUUUCAAAAUCCACAAUAUCAACAACAGCCACAAAUUGUAAAUCCUCAGCAAAUUCAUGAUCAAAUUCAACAACAACAACAGUUUCAAAGACAAAUACCGAAUCAACAAUAUCAAUAUGUGCAAGUACCUCAAGAACAAAAUCCUGUUCAACAGUUACACUCUGCACCUAUACCAAAUCAACAAAAUCAAGGACAAGUUUUGGUUCAACCUCAUCAAUCUUUAGGUCAACAAGUACAAAUUCCAAUUCAUCAACAGAAUGAACAUCCAGUUUCAAAUUUGCAACAACAGCAAAUAAAUCAAAUACCACACAAUAUUAACGUGCCACAGCAAAAUAAUCAAAAUCAGCCAAAUUUGCAAUCUACACAGAUUCCUACACAACAAGAAAUUAAUAAAGUACCAACUGAUCAGAAAGUAUAAUAACAGGUAAUAUUUUUAAAUCACAUAAUAUGACAAAAAAUUAGUCAAGAUAUGACAAGAAAGACGAAGCAUUUAAAAAAAAAGUUCAAAUUUUUUAUCAUUUUAUAAUAUUUUUCAUAUCUUUCUUCGUUUUCGUUUUCUCAUUAAUUCCAGCAUCUGUAUGUAUACAGAAUACUAACAUUACGUUUCAUGAAAGAUUGAAAUAUUAAUUUUCCGCAUUUAUCAUAAAAUAUAAAUAAAAAUAUUUCAAAGAAA